UGUGUACCAUCAUGCACUUCCCACUUGGACCUUGUUUAAACAAUUCGAGUGUCUAGAAACAUGAGAAACAUAGUUAUAGUGCUUUAUUUGUAACAGUGCGUAUACGUAAUUUUUUGUGUGUCCGACAAAAUUCGCUUCACAAGGCUAAACGGCAUUCUUUUUACGGCUGACUUAACAUUCGUUCAUUUUGGGCUUUUGGAUUAUUUCGGCUCGUUCUUUUCAAUCUCAUUGCUUUGAAAUCAUGAGCAAGUCAAAUAAAACUAACCCUACUGCUAGAACUAAUGGUGCGGGUAAGGUAGAUAAGAUGGAUCCAGAUGUGUCGAUCGACAUGGAGGCGCCAGAGUUCAAAGACUUUGCCAAAUCAAUGGUGGAUUAUAUAGCGGAAUAUUUGGAGAAUAUACGCGACAGACGUGUCCUGCCGGAUGUGAAGCCUGGCUACUUGCAGCCCCUCAUCCCUGAUGCGGCGCCUGUGAAGCCAGAGAGCUGGCAGGAUGUUAUGCAGGACAUUGAGCGCGUCAUCAUGCCGGGCAUCACGCACUGGCACAGUCCCAAGUUCCAUGCCUAUUUCCCGACGGCCAAUUCCUAUCCGGCCAUAGUGGCCGAUAUGCUGAGCGGCGCCAUCGCUUGUAUUGGCUUCACCUGGAUUGCGAGUCCGGCGUGCACAGAGCUGGAGGUUGCAAUGCUGGAUUGGUUGGGCAAAAUGUUGGAGUUGCCUGCAGAAUUCUUGGCCUGCUCCGGCGGCAAGGGAGGCGGCGUUAUUCAGGGCACAGCCAGCGAGGCAACGCUGGUGGCGCUGCUCGGCGCCAAGGCCAAGAAGAUGAAGGAGGUGAGGGAGACACAUCCGGACUGGGACGAUCACACGAUUAUCUCGAAGCUUGUGGGCUACUCCUCGGCGCAGGCACAUUCAUCUGUUGAGCGUGCGGGUCUGCUGGGUGGAGUGAAGCUGCGCUCAGUGCCCGCGGAUGAGCAGAAUCGUUUGCGUGGCGAGGCCUUGGAGAAGGCUAUAGAGCAGGAUUUGGCCGACGGCUUAAUACCAUUCUAUGCGGUGGUCACUCUCGGCACCACAAACUCCUGCGCCUUCGACCGACUGGAUGAGUGCGGUCCGGUGGCCAACAAGCACAAUGUUUGGGUGCAUGUGGACGCGGCCUAUGCCGGCUCUGCUUUCAUCUGUCCCGAGCAUCGUCAUCAUAUGAAGGGCAUUGAGACGGCAGAUUCCUUCAACUUCAACCCUCACAAGUGGAUGCUAGUGAACUUCGACUGCUCCGCUAUGUGGCUGAAGGACCCCAGCUGGGUGGUGAAUGCCUUCAAUGUAGAUCCUCUGUACCUAAAGCAUGAUAUGCAAGGUUCGGCACCGGACUACCGUCACUGGCAAAUUCCAUUGGGCAGACGUUUCAGGGCUCUGAAACUGUGGUUCGUUCUGCGUCUCUAUGGCGUCGAGAACCUGCAGGCCCACAUACGUCGUCACUGCUCGUAUGCCCAGCAGUUUGCGGAGCUGUGCGUGCAGGAUUCGCGCUUUGAGCUGGCGGCGGAGGUCAAUAUGGGACUCGUCUGCUUCCGCCUGAAGGGCUCCAAUGAGCGCAACGAGGCUCUACUCAAGCGCAUCAAUGGACGUGGCAAAAUCCAUUUGGUGCCGGCCAAAAUACGCGAUGUUUAUUUCCUACGCAUGGCUGUGUGCUCCCGUUUUACCCGACCGGAGGACAUGGAGUAUUCCUGGCAGGAGGUGAGCGCAGCUGCCGACGAAGAGGAGCAGCAGCAGAAGUGAAGAGAUAUUAUCGACCAGUAUUGAGAGACAGUCUAUCAGGACUGUGUGACACAUUUAGGGAAUCUACACAUU
This is a messenger RNA of Scaptodrosophila lebanonensis, 1834 nucleotides long. RefSeq names its product aromatic-L-amino-acid decarboxylase. The record is from RefSeq and is a predicted model, not a curated record. The coding region runs from base 242 to 1762 and encodes 506 amino acids. Gene Ontology annotation, molecular function: aromatic-L-amino-acid decarboxylase activity; pyridoxal phosphate binding. Gene Ontology annotation, biological process: amino acid metabolic process; serotonin biosynthetic process; catecholamine metabolic process. The transcript has 4 exons. Lineage: Eukaryota; Metazoa; Arthropoda; Insecta; Diptera; Drosophilidae.